Molecule: messenger RNA, 1065 nt
Organism: Paraphaeosphaeria sporulosa
Lineage: Eukaryota; Fungi; Ascomycota; Dothideomycetes; Pleosporales; Didymosphaeriaceae
Product: NAD(P)-binding protein
Exons: 2
Coding region: 1-1065 (354 amino acids)
Molecular function (GO): oxidoreductase activity, acting on the CH-CH group of donors, NAD or NADP as acceptor
Source: RefSeq, a predicted model, not a curated record
AUGGUUCAGAACAAAGGCAUCAUCUUCAAGGAGAUCCCCACCGGAUGGCCCGAGCCUGGCAAGCACUUGGCUAUUGAGGCCCGCGACUUCGAUCUCGAGCAAGCACCACCAGAGGGCGGCAUGACCGUCAAGACCUACUAUGCAUCCUUCGACCCGUACCAGCGCGGCCGCAUGCGUGACCCCAGCAUCAAAUCCUACUCAGCUCCUUUCCAACUCGGCAAGCCCAUCACCAACCGCACAAUCAUGAAAGUCCUCAAGUCCAACUCAGACAAGUAUCAACCCGGCGAUGUCGUCAUCUCUGCUGGUGUGUCAGCAAUUGAGGAGUAUACCGCACUAAGCAAAGAGGAGGUCCAGCAAGUGCGAAAACUGGAGAACCCGCUCAACCUGGACCCUAAGCACUUCCUCGGUGCCCUCGGCAUGCCCGGACUCACCGCCUGGUCCUCUUUCUACGAAAUCGGCCAGCCGAAGAAGGGAGAGACUAUCUUCAUCUCUGCGGCGUCGGGAGCGGUUGGCCAGCUCGUUGGACAGCUUGCUAAGCACGAAGGCUUGAAGGUUGUCGGCAGCGUUGGCAGCGACGACAAAUUGGAGUUCAUUACCAAGGAAUUGGGCUUUGAUGCGGGUUUCAAUUACAAGAAAGAGAAGCCUAGUGAGGCGCUGAAGCGUCUUGCACCCAACGGUGUCGACAUCUACUACGAGAACGUUGGUGGCGAGCAACUAGAGGCUGCCAUUACUGCUAUGAACGACUUUGGACGCAUUGUCGCAUGCGGAAUGAUCUCGCAGUACAACCUUCCCCCCGGAGAGCAGUACCCUAUCCGCAACCUCAUGCAGGUUGUGUCCAAGCGUCUCACCAUGCGCGGUUUCAUUGUUAGCGACGCGAACAUGGGCCCCAAGCACUACCAGGACCACCAGCAGAAGCUACAAAAGUGGCUGGCUAAUGGCGAGUUCAAGGCGAAGCUCAGCGUCACGGAGGGUAUUGACAACGGAAUUGACGGCUUCCUCGGUAUGCUGAAGGGCGCCAACUUCGGUAAGGCGAUCCUGCAGCUUGCAGACCUUACCAAGGAGUAA